Molecule: messenger RNA, 981 nt
Organism: Aspergillus oryzae RIB40
Lineage: Eukaryota; Fungi; Ascomycota; Eurotiomycetes; Eurotiales; Aspergillaceae
Product: beta-ketoacyl [acyl carrier protein] synthase domain-containing protein
Biological process (GO): secondary metabolite biosynthetic process; fatty acid biosynthetic process
Molecular function (GO): fatty acid synthase activity
Source: RefSeq, a predicted model, not a curated record
AUGUCUUCAGUGAUUCUCAGCUCUAAUAACUACUAUAUUUGUAUAAGGUUUCCAGAUCAUCUGGCGCAAUGCUCCUCAUUCCUGAACCUAUUGCCAUUAUCGGGAGCUCUUGUAGGUUCCCUGGUGGAGCCUCUACUCCCUCCGAACUGUGGAAGCUGUUGCAUUCUCCCCGCGACCUCCUUCGCCCGAUUCCCGCCUAACGAUUCGACCCAGCCGGCUUUUAUCAUCCAUGACGAACACCAUGGUGCUUCAAACGCGCAGCAUCCCUAUCUCCUGGAGGAAGACCCCUGUGUCUUCGACGCCCCCUUCUUCUCCUGGAAUGCCCGCGAGGCGGAGGCCAUGGACCCUCAACACCGGGUCCUCCUGGAAACCGUGUACGAAUGUCUAGAGAAUGCAGGAACCAGCAUCCAGGAGCUGCAGAACACCCAGACGGGAGUCUACGUUGGCCUCAUGACCAACGACUACCACGACAUCCAUCUUCGUGACAUGGAAACAAUUCCCAAAUACAGCGGCACAGGCACCACGCGAAGCAUCCUCAGCAACCGCGUCUCAUAUUUCUUCAACUGGAAGGGCCCCAGCAUGACAAUUGAUACGGCCUUUUCAUCAUCAUCACUGGUUGCCGUACAUCCCGCGGUGCAAAGCCUGCGGUCAGGAGAGACGCCUGUGGCGAUUGCAGCGGGCGCGAAUCUGAUAUUCGGGCCCGAGAUGUACAUCAUUGAAUCAAAGCUGCACAUGCUCUCACCCCACGGGCGAUCCCAGAUGUGGGACGACAAGGCAGACGGGCACGGCCGUGGAGAAGGUGUUGCUGCGGUUAUGCUCAAGACUCUCUCGGGAGGCAGUUAUAUCAGGACGACCUGGCUCAGGCUGUCAGCCCGUAUUGACCAGUGGCAUGCAGAAGCAUGUGGGUCUAGCGGAGGAAGACUCAGCACCUCCUUUGUGGCUAAGCAACCCCUGGUUCUCGCAUAUGAAGUGGGAGGAUAA